Messenger RNA from Rhinocladiella mackenziei CBS 650.93, 1044 nucleotides. RefSeq lists its product as uncharacterized. The record is from RefSeq and is a predicted model, not a curated record. The transcript has 3 exons. The coding region runs from base 1 to 1044 and encodes 347 amino acids. NCBI's taxonomy places the organism in Eukaryota, Fungi, Ascomycota, Eurotiomycetes, Chaetothyriales, Herpotrichiellaceae.
AUGGGGCCUUCCGGUGACCAACUUCCUAAAAUGCAAUACAGGUUUCUAGGCCGAUCGGGACUCCAAGUGUCUGUGAUUUCACUCGGUGGAUGGGUUACCUAUGGCGGAGCCGUGGGUGACGAUGUGGCCUUUGAAUGCAUGAAAGCGGCCUACGAUGCUGGGAUCAACUUCUUUGAUUGCGCCGAGGGAUACUCCGAAGGCAAAUCGGAAAUUGUCAUGGGCCAGGCCAUCAAAAAGUAUGGAUGGAAAAGAAACGACCUUGUCAUCUCCACCAAGAUCUACUGGGGCAGUGCGUUUGGUGAAAAUCCCGUCAAUAAUGGCGGUCUUUCCCGAAAACACCUAAUUGAAGGGACCGAGGCGGCACUUAAACGAUUGCAGUUGGACUAUGUCGAUUUGCUUUACUGUCACCGUCCAGACCGAAAUACGCCAAUUGAGGAGACGGUUCGAGCGAUGAACUACUUGAUCAAUACAGGCAAGACAUUCUACUGGGGGACGAGUGAGUGGAAUAGCGAGGAGAUCGCAAUGGCCUGGGCAUGCGCAGAAAGGCUCAAUCUCAUCGGACCAGUGAUGGAGCAGCCUGAAUACAACAUGUUGGCCCGAGACAGAGUGGAACGAGAAUACGCCCUGCUGUACGAAAAUUACGGACUCGGUCUCACAAUCUUCAGCCCGCUCAAGACAGGGAUUCUGACGGGAAAGUAUAACGAUGGCAUUCCUGAAGACAGCAGAAUUGCCAAAUCCACUGAAGGAUUCACCACGAACCAAAGGGAGAGUUAUGGGAAUGAACAAUGGCAAAAGGCUCUUACUCAAGUGAGGCUAUUGAAGCCGGUGGCGGAGAAACUAGGCACCGAUCAAGCGACCCUGGCGCUGGCCUGGGUUCUCAAGAAUCCGCAUGUGAGUUCAGCCAUCACGGGGGCAUCAAAAGUCGAACAAAUUGCCAAGUCUGUCACAGCAUUGGACUUGCUUCCGAAAUUGGACGACAAGGUCAUGGCUGAGAUUGAUGAUAUAUUGGGGAACAAGCCCACCCUCCCAUACAGGAGGCUUUAA